AUGGAUCGUAUUCUUACUCUGGCAUUGCUGGCGCAGUGCGCCACAGCACAAGUUCGAGACAAGUUGAGAUAUGUAGAUCCAUUGAUUGGAACUAGCAAUGGAGGCAACGUCUUUGCAGGCGCCUCUCUGCCCUUCGGCAUGGCAAAGGCCGUCGCCGAUACCAACAGUGGUUCGAACCAAGGAGGCUUCACAACGGACGGCUCGAACAUCACUGGCUUUUCGAGCAUGCACGAUUCGGGCACUGGUGGGAGCCCAUCCCUCGGUCUUUUCCCACUGUUUCCUUUCGCCUCAUGCGCCAACGAUACAGUCGAUGGAUGCACCUUUCCCAAGAAAUCGCGAUCCGUGUCCUUUACGAAUGAGUCCGUCAAGGCCACUCCGGGUUACUUUGCACUGCAGCUGCAAAGUGGUGUGAUGGCAGAGAUGACCGCAGCACAGCAUACAUCUCUCUUCCGGUUCUCAUUCUCAACUACGAACUCCGCCAGGCCAGUCAUCAUCUUGGAUCUUACUGACCUUUCAGAUUCUCGACAAGACAAUGCAAGCAUCUCAGUGGACGCUGGAUCUGGGCGAAUGACUGGAGAGGCUAGAUUCGAGCCCUCUUUCGGUCAAGGGAAUUAUGUCGCCUACUUCUGCGCUGACUUCCGAGGAGGCUCCAUCCGAGACAACGGCAUUUUUGUCAACAGUCGUGGAAGUGCGGAUGUCAAGGACUUGACGAUCUCCAGGAGUAUCAACGGCUAUCCGUUACCAGGAGGUGCUUUCAUUCGCUUUACGGAUUCUACCCCGGUUCUUGCCAGAGUCGGAUUGAGCUUGAUCAGCAGCGAGCAAGCAUGCCAAUUAGCGGAGUCUGAGAUUCCAAACUUUGACUUCAGUGGUACACAGUCCGCUGCGGUCGACAGCUGGAGAGAGAAGAUGAGCCCAAUUGAUGUGUCAACGAGAGGAGUGAACAAGAGCGCUCUGACCAACUUCUACUCUGGCAUCUACCGAACGAUGAUCAACCCGCAGAAUUAUACUGGUGUGAAUCCUGUCGUUGACAGUAACACCAUCUACUUUGACAGUUACUACUGCAUCUGGGAUCUGUUCCGUUCCCACACGCCUUUCUUGAUCAUAUUCGAUACACCGGCUGUCAUUCAGAUGGUGCAGGGUCUACUCACCCUGUACAAAGUUCAAGGAUGGCUCCCAGAUUGCCACAUGUCCUUGAAUAAAGGCUACACUCAAGGUGGCAGCAAUGCCGACGUCAUCAUGUCUGACGCAUACCUAAAGAUCAAAAGCAGCGAUAUUGAUUGGAGUCUUGUGUAUGAAGCUGUUCAGAAGGAUGCUGAAGAGGAGCCUUAUGAUUGGUGCUGUCAGGGCCGUGGUGGUCUCGACAGCUGGAAGUCAUUGAACUACAUUCCCGUGCAGGACUUUGACUACAAAGGCUUCGGCACGAUGACGAGGUCGAUUUCUCGAACACUGGAGUACAGCUACAACGACUUCUGCAUCUCGCAGAUUGCUGGAGGGCUCGGCAAUACUGGAGACAAGGAGAAGUACCAGCGGACGAGCGAAUACUGGAGCAACCUCUUCAAAGCAGAUCAGACGUCUCUUUUGUUAAACUCGACAACAGACACUGGAUUUGUUGGAUUCUUCCAGCCGAAGUACCUGAAUCAAACUUGGGGUUUCCAGGAUCCGCUGACCUGCUCCAACAUUGACACGGGCAACAGUGUGUGCUCGUUGCAGAAUACCGCCGGCGAGACCUUUGAGAGUUCAAUCUGGGAGUACUCCUUCUAUGUGCCUCAUGACCAAGCUCGCCUAAUCACCACGUUUGGUGGCCCAAGGACAUUCGUAAGACGACUCGACUAUCUGCACGAUCAGAAGAUCACCUACAUUGGAAACGAGCCGGCCUUCUUGACCGUCUUCCAAUACCACUACGCCGGUCGUCCGGCACUAUCAGCAAAGCGAGCGCACUUCUACGUCCCGACAUUCUUCUCGCCCACGAACGGCGGAUUGCCUGGCAACGACGACUCCGGCACGAUGGGCGCCUUCCUAGCUUUCACCAUGAUGGGUCUCAACCCGGUACCCGGCCAAGACGUCUACCUGAUCACGCCACCCUUCUUCGAAUCCGUGAGCAUCACCAGCCCGGUCAGUGGCAAGAAGGCGACGAUCCGCAAUGUUGGGUUCGAUCCGAGUUACCAGGCGAUCUACAUCCAACGAGCAACGUUGGAUGGCCGCAAUUAUACGAGGAACUGGAUCGAUCAUUCGUUCUUCCUGGAGGGUAAGGAGCUCGUGCUCUAUCUCGGCAGGAAUGAGAGUAGCUGGGGUACGCACACGCGUGAUUUGCCGCCGAGUUUGAGUGAGUAUCAGUUCUGA
Messenger RNA from Zasmidium cellare ATCC 36951, 2340 nucleotides. RefSeq names its product glycoside hydrolase family 92 protein. The transcript has 5 exons. Bases 1 to 2340 code for a protein of 779 amino acids. Gene Ontology annotation, cellular component: cytosol; nucleus. The record is from RefSeq and is a predicted model, not a curated record. Lineage: Eukaryota; Fungi; Ascomycota; Dothideomycetes; Mycosphaerellales; Mycosphaerellaceae. Gene Ontology annotation, biological process: carbohydrate metabolic process; glycoprotein catabolic process; protein quality control for misfolded or incompletely synthesized proteins. Gene Ontology annotation, molecular function: carbohydrate binding; peptide-N4-(N-acetyl-beta-glucosaminyl)asparagine amidase activity.